This is a messenger RNA of Macadamia integrifolia, 1413 nucleotides long. Its product is annotated as UDP-glycosyltransferase 88F4-like. Gene Ontology annotation, molecular function: DNA binding; DNA-binding transcription factor activity; UDP-glycosyltransferase activity. Bases 1 to 1413 code for a protein of 470 amino acids. Gene Ontology annotation, biological process: regulation of DNA-templated transcription. NCBI's taxonomy places the organism in Eukaryota, Viridiplantae, Streptophyta, Magnoliopsida, Proteales, Proteaceae. The transcript has 3 exons. The record is from RefSeq and is a predicted model, not a curated record.
AUGUUUCAGGCGCAAUCGACGGCUUCGGCUAAGGCUUCAUCAAUUGUGACUACAGCAUCAUUGAUGGUACCAGAGAAGUCAACUUCAGUGAUGUCUCUAGCUGUGGCUCCAUCAAAGGGGAAGCAUUACAGAGGAGUAAGACAACAACCAUGGGGGAAAUUUGCGACGGAGAUCAGAGAUCCGGUGAAGAACGGUGCUAGAGUUUGGCUUGGUACGUUUGAGAUGGCUGAGGAUGCUGCAUUGGCUUACGAUCGUGCUGCUUAUAGGAUGCACGGAUCCAGAGCUCUGCUAAAUUUUCCGCUUCUGCUCAGCUCAAUCGAUAGUGGACCGAGACGACAACUGUGGCUAGGACUACCUUCAAAUAUGAAAAUUAGUGAUCGAGUCCUCAAACCCCUAGAAUUGAUGGUUAGAUACAACGUGGAAUCAAAUCCCCUAAAUCCACCAACUAUUCACAAUCAAACCACCAAGAGCUUCAAAGACAUAUCCACCACCCAUGUCCACUUCCCGGGCGUGCCACCAAUGCCAGCCUCAGACUUGCCCGAACGGGUACAGGAUCGAGAGGAACAGACCUAUCAUGACUUCUUAGAGAUUGGUUUAAACCUACGCAGAUCAAAGGGAAUUAUGGUGAACACCUUUAAGUGUCUUGAGUCUAGAUCGAUCAAAGCCAUCACUGAUGGGCUUUGCGUACCAGAUGCUCCAACCCCACCUGUUUACUGCGUCGGACCAUUGAUAGCCGCCCCUAAGAAUGAGGGUGAAGCUGUAAGUCAGUGCAUGUCAUGGCUUGAUGGGCAACCGAGUCAAAGCGUCGUAUUCCUGAGUUUUGGAAGCCGAGGUGUGUUUUCGACAGCGCAGGUUAGGGAGAUCGCUAUUGGGUUGGAGAAGAGUGGGCAGAGGUUUUUGUGGGUUGUGCGGAAGCCGGUCUCUGAGGACAAUAGCAAACACUUCACGGUGGAAAAUAAAGACCCAGAUCUGCAGGCCCUGUUACCAGAAGGCUUCUUGGAGCGGAACAAGGAAAGGGGACUUGUGGUGAAAUCGUGGGCACCACAAGUUGAAGUGCUGGGUCAUGAAUCGGUGGGUGGGUUCGUGACUCAUUGUGGGUGGAACUCGAUAUUGGAAGCAGUGUCCUCAGGGGUGCCUAUGGUGGCAUGGCCUCUCUAUGCCGAGCAACGUAUGAAUAAGGUGUUUUUGGUGGAAGGGAUGAAGUUGGCAAUGCCGAUGGAGGAAUCGGAAGAUGGGUUAGUGAGUGCGGCGGAGGUCGAGAAGAGGGUGACAGAUUUGAUGGAAUCGGAAGAAGGGAGAGUGCUUAGAGAACGGAGUCGGAAGAUGAAGGAAGAGGCCAUGGCCGUGUGGUCCGAUUCUGGAUCUUCUAUGGCUGCUUUCACCAAGCUGGUUGACUCACUAAUCAAUCAGUAA